Molecule: messenger RNA, 1881 nt
Organism: Mus musculus (house mouse)
Lineage: Eukaryota; Metazoa; Chordata; Mammalia; Rodentia; Muridae
Gene: Or13p4
Product: olfactory receptor family 13 subfamily P member 4
Exons: 2
Coding region: 583-1530 (315 amino acids)
Biological process (GO): signal transduction; G protein-coupled receptor signaling pathway
Cellular component (GO): plasma membrane; membrane
Molecular function (GO): G protein-coupled receptor activity; olfactory receptor activity
Source: RefSeq, a predicted model, not a curated record
CAAGGUGGGUCAGAGCAGGGUUUUCAUUCUGUCCAGCCUUUUCAGCCUUAAGUCUCAGCGGGAAGAAAGUUCAGUCCCUAAUGGAAACUUCCAAAGGAUGCCCAGCUCCCUAGUUCCAGCCUGAAAUGUCUUAGGGGCAUUAGAUUUCCUGGCUGCACCUUUCAUCCAGCCCAGAGGCUCUGUGCCUCGUUCACCGGCAUGAGCAAGUAAUCCCCAGGGCUUCGUGGGCUGGAACUCCACUCUCCAACCUCACCUGACACAAGAGCACCCCUGGGUCUGCCCACUGAAGUCCAACCGUGCACACUUAAGAGAGCAGUGGGCCUCUCCUGUAGACCCACAGUGUGAGCAGCGGAGGACGGACUGCUUCCUCUUGUGACCCACAAAACCGAGAGAAACCGGCGGAUGCUGCCACAGGGGUGGAGGAAGUUGCUCUGGCAGAACAGGCGGACCAUUUGAAGGUUUGACUGCAUUGUUGGAAGCAACUGUGUGUGCCAUCGUGCACGAGGCUCUGCUUCUCUUCCUCCCCCUACGGCCACAGACAGAGCAGCAAAGCACUCAUCUCUCUGUAACAGGCAGAGCGCCAUGCAGACCCUUAGGAAGGACAACUGCAGCUCAGUGUCUGAGUUCCUCCUCCUGGGCUUCUCCAGCGAAUCCCAGGUCAGAGUGGCCCUGUUUAUCUUUUUUCUUCUUCUCUACAUGAUCACCCUCCUGGGCAACGGGCUCAUCAUCACCCUGAUUUACCUAGACUCUCGCCUCCACACACCCAUGUACUUCUUUCUCAGUAUCCUCUCUUUGGUAGACAUGAGUUACGUCACUACCACUGUGCCCCAGAUGCUGGUUAACAUGGUGUGUCCAAGGAGGACCAUCUCCUGGGGUGCUUGUGUAGCCCAGAUGUUCAUCUUCCUGCUGCUGGGUAUUGCUGAGUGUGUUCUCUAUGCCAUCAUGGCCUACGACAGGUAUGUCGCCAUCUGCUUCCCCCUUCACUACUCUGUACUCAUGAGCCGUCUUGUGUGUAUCAAGAUGGUCACAGUCUGCUGGUCCAUCAGCAUCACUGGUGCUCUGAUCUACACUGUCUUCACCAUGCGUCUGCCCUACUGUGGUCCCUACAAGAUCAACCACUUCUUCUGUGAGGUCCCCGCUGUCCUGAAGUUGGCCUGUGCAGACACAUCCUUCAAUGACCGCUUGGACUUCAUCCUGGGUUUCAUCUUCCUUUUGGUCCCUCUCUCCCUCAUCCUGGCCUCCUAUGCCUGCAUCUUUGCCUCCAUCUUAAGAAUCCGCUCAUCCCAGGGGAGGCUCAAGUCCUUCUCCACGUGUGCAUCCCACAUCACUGUGGUCACCAUGUUCUAUGGGCCAGCCAUGAUCAUGUACAUGAGGCCCGGUUCUUGGUAUGACCCAGAACGGGACAAGAAGCUGGCUCUGUUCUACAAUGUUGUCUCUGCCUUCCUCAACCCCAUCAUCUACAGCCUCCGGAAUAAAGAUGUAAAGGGUGCUUUUCUGAAAGUACUAGGAGACAGAGGGGCAGCCAAGUGAGCCAGGAUUUGGACAACUGAAUGGAGCUCUUUUGGCUUGCUAAAGACAUCGGUUCUGAAUAACAUGAGUUUUCCUGGAGCUCUAAGCAGCCAGGAGAGGUUGUGGCCACUCCUAAACAAAAGUCCCACCAUUGCUUGUUAAAUUUUCAGCUUCUAAUGAAGACUCAGUCAAGUACUAGAAGCAAAGGAUUAUUUUUAAAAGGCUGUCCUUAGUGUUUGUAGACAUUGAUUGCUUUCCAUGGGCUUUUUCCAUAUGUCUAGGUGUUGAUGUCAGUUCAGCAUGGGCACAGCUGAAUAUCUGACAUGAGCACUGGAAUCUGGAUUUGAAAAUAAUGUGAAGUAGACUGGGAGA